UGAUUCCGCGAGGGGAGGAGGUUUGAGCCUUUUUGAGCGCGUGCAUCAUGUCCGGCCGCGGGAAGCAGGGAGGCAAAGUGCGGGCCAAGGCCAAGUCGCGCUCGUCGCGGGCCGGGCUGCAGUUCCCCGUGGGCCGUGUCCAUCGUCUGCUUCGGAAAGGUAACUACGCGGAGCGGGUGGGAGCCGGAGCGCCCGUCUACAUGGCGGCCGUGCUGGAGUACCUGACGGCCGAGAUCCUGGAGCUGGCGGGCAACGCGGCCCGCGACAACAAGAAGACGCGCAUCAUCCCCCGCCACCUGCAGCUGGCCAUCCGCAACGACGAGGAGCUCAACAAGCUGCUGGGCAAGGUGACGAUCGCGCAGGGCGGGGUGCUGCCCAACAUCCAGGCCGUGCUGCUGCCCAAGAAGACCGACAGUCACAAGGCCAAGAGCAAAUAAGCUUGACGGGCAAAGCUGCUCAGACUUUUCAUAACCUAACAUUAUAACCCAAAGGCUCUUUUCAGAGCCACCCACACUUUCAGAAAAGAGUUGUGUUGCUUUUUUUUUUUUAAAGAAGUGCUUUGGUGCUAAAUAUCUCUUACGUGCUGCUUUUGUUAGGGAGAUAAGCUAUAUUCUGUGGUAAUGCCUUUAAACUUUUGGUUUCUUUCUGAGAGGGGUGAUAUAUUUGCUCUCUAACUCAUCUUUUUAAAACACUAAUUAUAUUUGUAAUGAUUUAUUGCUUGUUUCCUGUCUUGUGGUAAGAUCAGUAACACACUCAUUCUUUAUUAAAUCUGUUUAACUUCAUGAUUUCA
Calidris pugnax (ruff) is the source of this 790-nucleotide messenger RNA. RefSeq names its product histone H2A.J. Gene Ontology annotation, molecular function: structural constituent of chromatin; protein heterodimerization activity; DNA binding. Lineage: Eukaryota; Metazoa; Chordata; Aves; Charadriiformes; Scolopacidae. Gene Ontology annotation, cellular component: nucleosome. Bases 48 to 437 code for a protein of 129 amino acids. The transcript has a single exon. The record is from RefSeq and is a predicted model, not a curated record.